UUUAUCUCUCUCUCUCUCUAGUACUCUUCAAUUCUGGGUUUCUUCAAUUGUUUCGAAAGCUAUAUUUUUAAUCUUGUUUCUAUGUAAUCCGGUAUUUUCCCUAAAAUUUUCAAUAUUUUUCCCGAAAGCACAUCUAGGCUCCUUUUUAAUCGAAGUUUCUCUGUUGUUUUCUCCAAAAUAGCUUCAAAUUUUUGAUUUUUUUAUGCGAAUUUGAAUCGAAUUCCGGCUCAAAUGAAGGUCCACCCGGUGCCCGGUAGACGCAACAUCACGCUGCGACACGACAUCGCAUCGGUGCUAGCACAGGCAAGCAUCUGCCGCCAGAAGAAGUUGCGGCGUCUGCUGCACAUCUUCGCGAAGGUUCUGGAAAUUCCCCUUCAUUCAGACGCCGACGUUCUGGUCGUGGAGAUCCUCGACUCCCUCAUUUUCACCGCGUCCGCAGACGGAAUCGGCAGCGGCGUCAAGGCCGACGCGGUGGAGAUCUACCCUGGGGUUACCAAGGUUGUCAUAAGGGGGAAUGGAGUGUGGUUGAUGUUUCUGGGACUGAAUUGGAGCUUGAUUUGUGGUAGUUUUGGCUACCGGCCUCAAUGCGGCUGGAGCUCGCCUCGGCGGUCUACGAGGACGGCGAGCUGGUGGUGACUGUGCCCAAAGGGGCGCAGCGGCGGCGGCUGAGGGAAGAGCAGUCGGAGGAGAUGGCUGGGGUGGGAGAAAUUGGCAAUGGAAGAAAUGCCGGUGGGUUAGGGUUCAAUUAGUGGAAGAAAUUCUUUAGUUUUUUUCUUGUUUUUUUUUUUAUUCCACUUGUACUUCCAACAUGGCAUUUGGCCGGACACGUCAAAUACCGGUCCCCGGAUUAUUUUUGCGGGCCACAAAUAAGAAAAAAAAUAAAAUGAUGAGUAUUAUUUUGUA
This is a messenger RNA of Salvia miltiorrhiza (redroot sage), 903 nucleotides long. RefSeq lists its product as uncharacterized. The coding region runs from base 232 to 636 and encodes 134 amino acids. The record is from RefSeq and is a predicted model, not a curated record. The transcript has a single exon. Lineage: Eukaryota; Viridiplantae; Streptophyta; Magnoliopsida; Lamiales; Lamiaceae.